Messenger RNA from Eruca vesicaria subsp. sativa (arugula), 263 nucleotides. The record is from the annotation of a GenBank genome assembly. Lineage: Eukaryota; Viridiplantae; Streptophyta; Magnoliopsida; Brassicales; Brassicaceae.
AUGUUCAUCAUUCUUGGAGAUGCUGGAAAAGAGCUGACAGGCAGAAGAGAAACAGAGUUAAUCGAUAAAUAUGCUGAGGAAAAUGGUGGCGAUGGUGCUGAGCAUGAGGUCCCACUACCACAAUGUUUCAUUGUGGCCAUAGUACAGACACAAAAAUUCAGGAUCAAGGUGGCCCACUUCAAUUCCACAUCGAAGAUGACCUUGACUGUUACAAAAUUAGUCUCCCCAGCAGUCCUACCUCCUAAAGACCGACCAGCUGACAU